AUGAACGUUUUUAGAGCCUGGGACGACUACAUUAAAGACUUCACGAAUGUUGCACGUGAAGUCACCCGAAAGAGGAGCGAGAAGUUCAUUCCCAUCAAGAUAAACCCGGCCCACGCAAAACUGGUCGAGAGAGCACGCUAUCUCAGGGAUUGGAGAAGGCAACAUGAGCAAUUAGCCGUUAGCACUGCCCCCACAAAAGGAUUGGGUCUGAGUGGUGCUGGUAGCAUAGCUGGGGCUGGAAUAGGGAACGAGCUUGGUGGCGUGGACAUGGAAGAAGAGGUCAAAGAAGC
Molecule: messenger RNA, 290 nt
Organism: Acaulospora colombiana
Lineage: Eukaryota; Fungi; Glomeromycota; Glomeromycetes; Diversisporales; Acaulosporaceae
Source: the annotation of a GenBank genome assembly